GACACAGUUCGGUCGAGCUUUCCUUCGCUACGGUGUCUCCAAUGGCGGAUUGAAUUUACUUUGUAUCUGAAGUGUGUGUUGUUCCUUGGCUCUCGCUCUCUCUCGCUAGCUCGCUGUCUAUUUCAGUCUUUUAUUCCGACCCACACCUACAGUGUGUGUUCUCGAGGAGAGGAAGCAAAAGUUCGAUUCCCAGACGAGCCAGGAAAAAACUGGCACAAUUUUCUGCUUGUUCGGGCUAGGAAAAGUGCCUCGAUUGGUGUCUUGACGCGACCAGGAAGUUCUUCGAUAAAAGGCCUUCCCACUCGGCCAUGGAAAUGGAGCCGCGGGUGGCGAUUCUACAGGACCUCAAAAUUCAAUCAUUCGACACAAUCCGCUUUGCCUCGUACCGAACCGCGUGCAAACUUCGAUAUGUACAAAAGUCAACAAACUUGCACCUCGUCGACAUCUGGAACGUGAUCGAGGCGUUCCGCGAGAAUGGCCUCAACACGCUGGAGCACCAGAACGAGGUCAGCGUGAGCCGGCUGGAGACGCUGGUUUCGUCUCUGUACCACAACCUGAACAAACGUCUUCCCCCAACGCAACAAGUUCCUGUCGACUCCAAGGCUAGUCUACUGCUGAAUUGGCUGCUGGCGGCCUAUACCGGCGACAACUCCGGCAAGAUCCGGGUGUUCUCGAUCAAAGUUGCACUGGCCAUCAUGUGUGCCGGCAAGAUGGUGGACAAGCUGAGAUAUAUUUUCUCUCAAAUUUCGGACGGUGCUGGUCAACUAAUCCACUGGAAGCUUGGAGACUUUCUGCGAGAGGUGCUAGCUCUGCCGGCUGCAGUUUUCGAAUCUCCCACAUUUCACUACAAGGAGGGACUCGAGAGUGAGUUGUUCCCUGUGGAAAACAAAAUCACCGUGAACGAUUUCAUGGCUGCCCUUAUGUCUGAACCCGGUCCGUCAUGUUUGGUCUGGCUUUCGCUGCUACAUCGAUUGGCUACCGUGGAAACGGUAGUUCACCCAACCAUUUGUUCCGUCUGCUUGAGGGAGAACUUCACCGGCUUCCGGUAUCGAUGCCAGCGAUGUCAUGCCUACCAGCUCUGCCAGGAUUGCUUCUGGCAGGGUCGGGUCUCUCUAAACCACCAAAACGACCACGAAGUGAAGGAGUAUUCUAGCUACAAGAGUCCGAGCAAACAGAUUGGCCAUUCGCUGCGGAAGAGCUUCCGAUGUGUGCCGGAGAAAUCAAACCAGGUGCUGCCGCGGUUUCCCGAGCAACCGGAGAAAACGCUAAACUUGUCGCAUAUAGUGCCACCUUCGCCACUGCCGUCCCACAAUGGAUUCAACGAUGGAGGAAUGAUUCCCGGCAUGUACGACCGAAGCAGUACACUGGACUCGAGGGGGACCGGAUUGUCGUUGGAUAGUAAUGGCACAUCCUUGCCCCGGGGUGGAGCCGCUUCAAAUGACGAAGAACACAGGCUUAUCGCAAGGUAUGCCGCGAGACUUGCUCAAGAAAGCCGGACGCCCGGUGGUUCUGCCCCCGAUCCGGUACAAAUCGGGUUGGAUAGCUCCCGAGCGCAGCGGGAGCUUAUAAUGCAGCUUGAGUCCAAAAACAAAGAAAUUAUGCGUGAGAUUCAGAAACUUCGACGGCAGCAGGAAGCCGAACAGGUGGCACCCGAGAGUCCUGCUCUAAUGAAUGAACUGCGAGCGCUGCGGCAGCGAAAGGGUGAACUCGAAGGUCACCUGGGAGCACUGCAGGACUCACGCCGACAGUUGAUGGGGCAGCUGGAGGGAUUAAUGCGAAUGCUGAAGAACCAUCAGACACAGAGCCCUCGCUCCACACCUAAUUCUAGUCCGCGGUCGGGCAAGAGUCCACCGCUACCACAAGGUCCCCAAAUGCCGAAUCAAUCGCGGGUACCAAUGCCACAAAACAUGCCACCUCACAUGCAGCAGAACAUGAUGCAACAGCAGCAGCAAAUUAUGCUAAACAAUCACCAUCAGGAGCCUCCGGGAAUGAUGGGACAUCCUCAUCCACUCGAUAUGCGAGGUUACGCCCCCAACGGAAACAACAAUGGGGCCAGCGGUCUUGCCAGAACGCCGGCUGGGGUUCGCGAGAGGAACGAUUUGCACUAUGCCGUCGAUUCCGUCUCCUCGGCGAUGUCUUCGCUAGUGCGUGAACUGAACUCAGGAUCCGACGAAGAGUAUGACAUGCACUAUCAUGUCAGACAAUCUCUAGACUUCGACGAGAUGCAGAUGCAGAUGACCAGCCACGAGUGGAGUGAAAAGGUAGGUACCAGCAGAGAUGUCACCCACUCAUCAUCAGCGCUGACAAACAAAUCCCGUAUUCAAUUCAAGGAUAACGCCCAAUGGCAAGAGCAGUUUGCCCAGUGGAGUCUCAACUCGCAAAAUCAAUAAAAAUCGUCCGAAGCACAAACCGUUUGGAAUAGCUUCGUGCGAAAAGUCAUUGUGGAAAGGGUCUCAUCUCUUUUCUCUCGCUCCAUAGGAACACACAUUCUUGAAAAUCCACCACAUCUAGCAAAUCAAUCUAGUAUCAUAUCAUUACCAAAAAAAAAGGAAACUCAAGCAUACAUAAUCGUUAGAGAAGAGUGCAGCAUGUAACUCAAAGUUAAUCAAACGUGAUGCACUUCUAGGAGCGUUUAGCCAUCGUGAAUGGCCGUGUUUUGAUUGGGCGUUUUUUUGUACAAUAACUUUGACCCAAUUCGAAGCUAGAUACUUUAAAAACUCGAUAACCUUCUUAGUAGAUAUUAUGAAACACACAGUCAUGCAUCUAGAAUGAUUGAUUGAAGGCGAGCAACUUGCCUCAACUGACAAUUUGGUUCUUUACCAUUAAAAACUACUUCUUGUGAUCUCCAUCGUUAUCCAGCUGGAAAUCAAUCCUCUUGAUGCGAAGCUAGCGGAAGAGAUGUUAAUCAAACGAUACUAAAAAUACUUAGAUACUAAACGAAACGGUUCCAUUCCAAAACUAGAUGUGACUUAAUUAGGUUUUUUUUCCAUCUCCUCUCCACUGCUUAGUUCGCUAAAAAAUGAUUUUUUCUGCAAUCAAUUGUAUGUUUUGUCGUUUCGAUGUAAGCCAUGCACAUAUGUACAUGUUAUUUUACUGCUCCAUAGUCUAUUGAGUCCUAGAAUUUGCUCAGCAUGCGUACUCUACAAAGAUCGCACGUUGGAGUGACGCAAAACUGUUCUUCAAGGUGUCAUACCAUUGCAAUGUAUGAAUUAUGAGAAAUUUUAACUCGCGAACAUUUCUUAUGGAAUAUUGCAAAUGAAGCAACAAAAUGAAAUCGAUGAUCCAACCCUGAGAUGAGAAAUAAACCGGGGAAUGAAUACCUUAAACAAUAUGUACCACUUAGGGAGAAAAACGUGUUUUCGACAAAAUAAAUAAUACUCGUUACAAGUAAACAAAACAAGAAAGAAUAACUCAAUCAAUUUUAGUAGAUUUUCUUCGUUUGAAAUAUAUAAAUAAACAAUUGUAACAGCAUUUGAGCAAGCAGGGAGGACAAAAUAGUUUAGAUACGAGUAACAAUGUAUCGAACGCCGCACAAUAUAUACAACUGCAGGCAAAAGUAAAGACGUUUGUAGGCUAGCAACAACGAUUCACUCGGAAACGGGAGAAAAAAAGCAAACUAUUGGAAACGAUUCUUAGUGAAAUAUCGGAAGCCUUUUUGUUAGCGAACAGGGAAGAUUGAUUGAUGUCCCGCUCUCCUGAUUCUUGCAUAUUUGGCGCACAUUGCGGUUAAUGUUGCAGCGUCUAUUAGUACGCGACGAGAGCUCGUCGGAUAUUGGCAGAGAACAGUUCAUUUGAUAAUUAUUGAACCAAAAUGGAGAACGAAAUAUCGAAUAGCAAAACAUUUUACAAACGAUAUGGAUAAUUGAUCAGAUUUGUCGUUAAAAAAUAAACAAAAAAUAUGUAAUCCCAAACUUGAGAAAAAAAAUCACAUGUAACCACACAUUAGAGCGGAAAAUAUUGAAACAAAAAAAAACAAACCAAACCCAAAUUA
Toxorhynchites rutilus septentrionalis is the source of this 3991-nucleotide messenger RNA. Its product is annotated as dystrobrevin beta. NCBI's taxonomy places the organism in Eukaryota, Metazoa, Arthropoda, Insecta, Diptera, Culicidae. The record is from RefSeq and is a predicted model, not a curated record. Gene Ontology annotation, biological process: synaptic signaling. The transcript is spliced from 10 exons. Gene Ontology annotation, molecular function: zinc ion binding. Bases 309 to 2390 code for a protein of 693 amino acids. Gene Ontology annotation, cellular component: plasma membrane; synapse.